CGCCAAAAUAGAAGCGCUUUUUUCCAUUCUGGUUGAGCCCCAGCUCCAAAAAAAAAAAAACUUUUUUCAAAAUGGUGGCUAUUUUGGUGGUUUUAUCACCAUAGCAACAAUUUAAUUUUUUGUUCGUCUGGAGGUGACAAAUAAAUCUAAGUCAUUUUUAGAAGAAUCGGCAAAAGCAAAUUUUUUGAUUUCCUUAGCAACCGAGGUUUUUUUUGCUAACCACACUCACAUUUCCAAUAAAUCAUAUCUUACAUUUUUUUUUGUUAAUUUUGAGCCAGGGAUUCAUGUAAUAAAUUCUAACAAUAUUCCAGUUACAAAUGUGUUAGCAACAAGGAAACGCCACUUUUGUGAGCUCGCUAGGCUAACAACAUUUAAAAUCUAACUUUUUUUAAUCCAACACUUCAUUAGUAAGUAGCUUCCUGGUGAUGAUCAAGGAGUUAUAAGGCAUUCCUGAGAGGAGCUUUAAUUUUUAGCCGGUACUUUAAGUGAUUUCCUUUUUUUAUUAUUAUUCAAGAUGGCCGCCUGAAAAGAAAAAAAAAACAAAAAAAAAAACAAAAACAAGAUGGCCGCCUAUUUUUGAGGUCGGCAAAACUUCGGUUAUGGUUGUAGACCUGACUGUUGUAGAUCAAUUCUUUUUUUCUGUGACCGUCCCAUAAGUCAUAAAUUCAUAUUACCAGGUAUUAGAUACUUGCAUGUUUUUUGAGUUUCUGAGUAUGUACCAGUGGUGAUAUUUUUUCCCAAAAGCCAAUUAAGACGAGAAAAUUGCAAAAACAACCUGGAGAGAAUAAAAUGUGUGUUACUGACAGAGCAGUUGGGAUGUUUCCCCCAAACAGCUCAAUGUUCUACCUAAUGGAGGCAUGACUUCUCGACCACUGGACAAAGCACUUGGAGCGCCGGUUUCCCCAGCCCACUUCACGCUUGCCUGAGCCUGAACACAUGACAAGUAAAACCCGAAGGCAUGGGUUGGUAAUGGGGGGGUGAGCAGUACAGGAGGAGGAGGAGGAGGAGUGGAGAUGCAGGAGACAUCCAAAGUGUUUUGAUUUGCGUGUGCGGCGGAUCCUUGAAUGAUUUUUUUUCCUUGGAUGCUGUAUUUGCAUCCCUCUCCUGCUUCUUUCUUGGAGGUAACCAUUGUUUCCUCAGAGCGGAUCACUUCAUGAAUACAGCUGAGCGGCUCUUCUGGAUUUCGCUGACGCUGCGCCCGGUCCCGCCUGGCCUCUUCUAAGCAGGAUGGACACUCUGGAAUCAGAGCUGACCUGCCCAAUCUGCCUGGAGCUCUUCGAAGACCCUCUACUGCUCCCCUGCGCCCACAGUCUGUGCUUCGGCUGCGCCCACCGCAUCCUCGUCUCCCACUGCGCCACCAACGAGUCCGUUCAGAAUAUCGGCGCCUUCCAGUGCCCCACCUGUAGAUAUGUCAUUUCCCUGAGUCCUGAGCGCGGACUAGAGGGACUCAAGAGAAACGUCACCUUGCAGAACAUCAUCGACAGAGUCCAGAGGGCCUCGUCUUCGGCCGGACUCUCUCUGCCUCUGCCGCUGCCGGCCCCUCACAGCGGGCCCAACUCCCCCUGCGAGGAGAGCAGCAACCGCCUGGCGCUGGUCCCCGUCAGCGCCGCCAUGUCCAACCCGGGCUCGCCUCCCGAGCCGGUGCAGUGCCAGUUCUGCGAGCAGGACCCGCCGCAGGACGCCGUCAAGACGUGCGUGACGUGCGAGGUGUCGUACUGCGAGGAGUGCCUCCGGGCGACGCACCCCAACAAGAAGCCCUUCACGGGCCACCGGCUCAUCGAGCCCAUGCCCGACUCGCACCUCCGGGGGCUCCAGUGUCUGGAGCACGACGAGGAGAAGGUCAACAUGUACUGCGUCAGCGACGACCAGCUCAUCUGCUCUCUGUGCAAGCUGGUCGGCCGGCACAGAGACCACCAGGUGGCAGCACUGAGCGACCGCUACGAAAAACUCAAGGUGAACGCGUCCCGCCAGGAGGGCAAACUCAUGGAGGAGUGCGAUGUCCUGAUUGACAUCAUUCAACAGAGGAGGCAGAUCAUUGGCAGCAAGAUCAAGGAGGGGAAGGCUCAGAGGCUCCGAAAGCUCGCCCAACAAAUUUCCAACUGCAAGCAGUGCAUCGAGAGGUCUUCCGCCCUCAUCACGCAAGCCGACCAGACGCUGAAGGAAACGGAUCACGCUCGCUUCCUGCAGACGGCCAAGAGCAUCAACGAGAGGGUCUCCAUGGCAACGGCGUCUACUCAAGUACUGAUCCCCGAGAUCCACCUGACGGACACCUUUGACACUUUUGCGCUGGACUUCACCAGAGAGAAGAAGUUGUUGGAGAACCUGGAUUACCUCACUGCUCCGAGUGCUCCGUGCAUAAGGGAAGAGCUGUGCACGGCGUCGUACGAUACCAUCAGCGUCCACUGGACUUCUGACGACGAGUUUUCCGUCGUGUCCUAUGAGCUCCAGUACACCAUCUUCACAGGGCAGUCCAACAUUGCCAGUCUUUGUAACUCACUGGACAGUUGGAUGAUAGUUCCCAACAUCAAACAGAACCAGUACACGGUGCACGGCCUCCAAAGUGGCACCAAGUACGUCUUUGUCGUCAAGGCCAUAAACCAAGCAGGAAGCAGGAGCAGUGAACCGGGGACGCUAAAGACCAACAGUCAACCGUUUAAACUGGAUCCCAAAUCUGCACACAAGAAGCUGAAGGUGUCACACGAUAACCUGACAGUGGAGCGAGACGAAACUACAUCUAAGAAGGGCCACAGCCAAGACCGCUUUUCCAGCCAGAGCAGCUACGGUGUGGUGGGGAACGUCUUUAUCGACAGCGGGCGUCACUACUGGGAGGCUCUUAUUGGUGGGAGUACAUGGUACGCCAUUGGCAUCGCCUACAAAUCAGCCCCCAAGCAUGAAUGGAUUGGUAAGAACCAAGCAUCUUGGGUACUCUGUCGCUGCAACAACUCCUGGGUGGUCCGCCACAACAGCAAGGAGCUGGCCAUUGAGCCCUCGCCCCACCUGCGACGGGUCGGGGUCUUGUUGGAUUACGAUGCCGGAUACGUCACCUUCUACGACGCCGUGGGCUCCCAGCACCUGCACACCUUCCACAUCUCCUUCAUCCAGCCCGUGUGUCCCGUCUUCAACGUGUGGAACAAGUGUCUGACCAUUCUCACCGGCCUACCCAUCCCUGACCACCUAGAGGGACUAGAACCCAGCAAUUGAGAGAUACACUUUCCCACCAGCAUACGGUCACUUUCCCAAAGCUGCAUGGGACAAGAGUCAUCAAGUUUAUGUUGUAUCCCCUCUUCCGCUACAGUUCCACAGUCUCAGUCUUGUACGAUGCACCUUUGCACCUAGAGGCAACACUCCUCUGUAAAUCUGGACCAAUCCGUUGCAGGUUCAUUCUUCUGUCUUAAUUUGUAAUACAACAGAGACAGGCUGUAGUGGGACAAAUGUACGAAAGUUACCUUGUCAGUUCUGAGCUUCCGAAAACCACUUUGCAAGGAUUUCCUGAUGCUGCUUAUCGUAGAAUCUCCAUGGCAAGCCAUUUCGGGACGAAUGAACACUAAUAUUCCUCAUCUAACGCACUUUGAGCUGCAUUAAAGGACGAAGGAAGCAAGCCACGAACCAGUGUCUAAUCUUGACAGAUUUGCAAUCAAUGGUAGUUUCUGGUCAACGACGUGUAUAUUUUGUAAAAAUGGUGCAUCUCUUCCUAUUUUUUUUCCCCCCAUUUGGCCAUUAAGAAGGAACCAAAGCCAUUUUUGUCCGCAUAGAUGUUCAUCUAUAAUAAAUAAAUAAAUAUUGAAUUAUUUUUGGAAAAGAGGAAGAAGCUAAUACGAAAAGCGGGGUUUUCCUUCCAUGUCGACCUUUUUUGUGCACACUGUUAACACUUUAUUGAUGGUUUUGUUGUAACCUGGAAGUACUUUAGUGCAAUCUAAAUGCAUUCAUGGUGGGGAAGUGUUUGACUUAUUGUGUUCAUUUAGUUUUUCUCUUUGAGUCUGAUGCAUUAAAUGUGAUAUACACUUGAGUCCAUCGUAAGAAAGAAUGGUUUUAUUUCUUUACUAACUUAAAUACCGAUUAAAUUUAUUUUCGGAAACCCAAAGAGACAAACCCAGUCUUCCUUUAUUCUAUCAACAAUGACCUUUAAUAUUUAAUAAAAGGGCACUCUUUGGUGUAAAUAUGAAGAUUUGAGUCUAUUUUUCAAUCACCGGAUCUGGUUUAAUAAAGGACAAAUGACGUCUUCUUUGAUUCCCUUUGCAAAACCGUGGCUUUUAUUGUAUCUGGUGCGAGUAUUUAGUGCUUAAAUUAAUGUUUCCAUUUCAACUAGAUGACCGUGGUGUUGUUUGUUGACAUCCGUCCUUUUGGAAAACAGGAUAUGAGGGGUUUCCUCGCAGUUGUUGGAGAAAUCGAAGAAUAAACGUUCCUUUUCACUC
Oryzias melastigma (Indian medaka) is the source of this 4412-nucleotide messenger RNA. Its product is annotated as E3 ubiquitin-protein ligase Midline-1. NCBI's taxonomy places the organism in Eukaryota, Metazoa, Chordata, Actinopteri, Beloniformes, Adrianichthyidae. Gene Ontology annotation, molecular function: protein binding; zinc ion binding. The record is from RefSeq and is a predicted model, not a curated record.